Molecule: messenger RNA, 1102 nt
Organism: Lactuca virosa
Lineage: Eukaryota; Viridiplantae; Streptophyta; Magnoliopsida; Asterales; Asteraceae
Source: the annotation of a GenBank genome assembly
AUUCGAGGCGGCCAUAAAAUUGCCCAACAUAUCCUUGGUUGUAUCCAAUCUGAUGCGCUUGGACGUCUUCGGCAAAGGAGAACUUGUGUUGUAUCGAUGAAACUUGCCCAAAGGCAAUGACAAAGGGGGCUUUAAACCCUAACGUAUACUCGAUCAAAUCGGAAGCAUAAACAAUCACCCAUACGAACGGUUAUAUUGAACAAGGAAUCGACACAGAAAACUGUGUUUCAAUUAUUUUGAAUUGCGGGGAGAAAGAGAGCGGAUGGGCGAGGAGGAGAUUGGGAAGAAGAAGAGGGUGGUGGUGGAAUCAUUAGGAUGGUUGACGGAAUCCUCAAUCAUGCCCAAAAAACACCGCGCCAUCGCCGGUGUAGGGCCGUCGUCAAUUCUCGAGCUCAAAGCUCAACUAUACAAGUCUCAAGAAGAGGCUAAAAAUGCCAAUCCCACUAAGAAUCCCGACCAAAUCGAGUUCCACCGUGCCAAGAAGAAGAUCACUCCUCAUGAUUCAUUUGCUGGCAAGAACUCCGGCGUCGACGUUCGUUCUCACAAAGAUAAACUGGAGAUGAAAGCAGAGAAAGACGGGUCAGCAAGUUAUGCAGCCUUGGAAAAAAAAGCUGAGCUGUAUGAAAAGCUGGCAAGAGGAGAAGUUUCUGAUGAGGAAGAUAAGGAGAAAUACUGUGUGGAUUUCUUCAGUAAAAAAGAGGAAUCAGAAUCACAUUCACAGAAUUUGUUGUAUUCAGAAAUGUCUGAAAGAGAUGAUGAUGAUGUGGCUGUGUUGCCUGAAUCAAGAGCUACGGGGCUUGGGAGAGCUAAUAGUAUGGUGGAUAAUGAUGAGCAUAAGCGGUUUGUGAGGGAAGUUCAUGAAGAAGUGAAUGAAGCUCGGGAAAAAGUGUCGGACUUAAAAGUCCGGAGGCAAGAGCAAGUGGCUAUCAGGAGAGAAAAGCUAAAACAAGCGUAUUUGAGGAAACAACUCGAAAAACUCAAAGCUCAAUCUAAACAAGGGAAUACAUGAGAAACAUAUUACAAUUUUUGACAUAUUUGAUCCUUGGAACUAAUUGUAAACGAAUAUUGGAUGAACAAACCCCAUGUUUUAGUUAAAUCGGUU